This is a messenger RNA of Aspergillus puulaauensis, 285 nucleotides long. It is a transcript of the gene SME1, whose product is annotated as small nuclear ribonucleoprotein E. The record is from RefSeq and is a predicted model, not a curated record. Gene Ontology annotation, biological process: mRNA splicing, via spliceosome; spliceosomal snRNP assembly. NCBI's taxonomy places the organism in Eukaryota, Fungi, Ascomycota, Eurotiomycetes, Eurotiales, Aspergillaceae. The transcript is spliced from 3 exons. Gene Ontology annotation, molecular function: RNA binding. Gene Ontology annotation, cellular component: U4/U6 x U5 tri-snRNP complex; U2 snRNP; U4 snRNP. The coding region runs from base 1 to 285 and encodes 94 amino acids.
AUGACUGGCAGAGGAGGCGGUGCUGCUCGCAAGACACUGCUUGCGCCCAUCCACUUUAUUUUCAAACUCCUCCAGCAACGCUCAACAGUCUGCAUCUGGUUAUAUGAACAGCUCGCAUUCCGUAUAGAGGGGAAGAUCAGGGGGUUCGACGAGUUCAUGAAUCUGGUAGUCGAUGACGCCGUGGAGGUUAGGCUGGCCACAAAAACUGACGAGGAAAAGAGACGACCAUUAGGUCAAAUACUGCUCAAGGGCGACAAUGUCUCCCUCAUCCAAGCUGUCCAGUGA